This is a messenger RNA of Bipolaris victoriae FI3, 198 nucleotides long. RefSeq lists its product as hypothetical. The record is from RefSeq and is a predicted model, not a curated record. Lineage: Eukaryota; Fungi; Ascomycota; Dothideomycetes; Pleosporales; Pleosporaceae. The coding region runs from base 1 to 198 and encodes 65 amino acids. The transcript has a single exon.
AUGAGUGGCUCACAUGUUGCCCGAGGGGGUUGGUCUGCAAAAGUUAGCGAGUCUUGGGAAAAGUCCGCCAACAUACUGUGCUGUGCUACAAUGAUGUGGACCUCGAAAGGAUUUCCCUCGUUACCUCGGCAAUGCGGUCAGUGGAUCCAGUACAAUCUUAUUUAUUCAUCCAGGGCAAUCCCUUUCUUGAAGGAAUAG